This is a messenger RNA of Micromonas commoda, 2373 nucleotides long. RefSeq lists its product with no specific name. The record is from RefSeq and is a predicted model, not a curated record. The transcript has 2 exons. Gene Ontology annotation, molecular function: protein binding. Lineage: Eukaryota; Viridiplantae; Chlorophyta; Mamiellophyceae; Mamiellales; Mamiellaceae. Bases 1 to 2373 code for a protein of 790 amino acids.
AUGAGCAAGCCCGCGGCGGCCGCCGCCGUCGCGUUCAUCACGCUUCUCGCGCGGCUCACGCUCCUGCCCGGGGUUGACGCUCAGUUCUACCAGCCCGGAGACAAGCUCCCGGCGAGCGCGAUCACCGAGACGUUCGAUGUGGCGUGGCCUCCAGCCGUGAACGACGUCUCCCUGUCCAGAUUCGACUACACCCGCAACGCGGACGGCGGCAAGUGGGUGACGGUGAUCGCCACCUUCUACUCCGGAUGCACCCCGGGGCGCGCGGACUACCCUUCUUUCACCAAGCACGUCUCCUCCCUGCGCCAAAAGGUGGCGGCCGGCUUCUUGGGCUCCGGCAACGUCGCGUUCAUCGCGUCGCUGAAGAACGGCGUCAACGACGGCGUCGCGGAGGCGUGGGCGAAGAUCAACGGCUCGGACGUCUCCACGUCAGCGUCCGACACGAACGGCGGGUUCCCGUACAUAGUGGACGACAGGCACAGGAGCCUGGUGUACAAGUUCUUCGACGCGGCGGUGCACCCGGCGUACGCCAUCGUCGACCACUGCAUGACGUACCGAGCCCUGCUACCCGCGCUACCGGACCAAACCGGCGACGACACGCUCGAGAAGACGGUGGAGCGGCUGCUGUUAAAGACGGACGAGGCGUGCCCCGUGGCGCCGUCGAGGCAAAUCGAGGCAAUCAGGCCCAAACGCGAGGUACGAACGUUCAAAGCGUCGAACGAGAACCCGUCGGCGGCGAACGAAAAGUGCGCUCCGGCUUUUGGAUCGGGGACGCCGUCGGCUCGGAGGCUUGGCGUGAGCGACGGGGUUAGGGGUGGGUCACCCCUGGCGCAGCCGCGAACGUUGGCGUUCCAUCCGAGCACGGGUGAGAUGUGGGUGGGAAACAACGACACGGAUUCGGUGACGAUCCUGCGCGGUUCGUUCGACGGCGUCAAAGGCGCGGCGGCCGUCUCGGGCGUCGUUCACAGGUUCGACCGGGCGCACUACCACUACAUGGACAAGAUGGCGGCGAUGUCGUUCAAGGGCGACGGCGCGGUCGUCACGUGUCAGGAGAGCGAGAACACCUACGACGGAAUGAAGAGGGCGAACCGCUUCAUGGGUCCAUCGCUGUACGACACCGUCCCGAAGAUUGGAAACGUCAAGACCGGGGGUUGGCCCGAGGGCAAGAACGUUUUCGUGAACGCGAAGGGGGCAAAGUGCGACCCGGAUGGUCUAUCGGACGGCACGGACAAUAACCCAACCUGUUUCAUGACCCACACGGAUAUGCUCCACGCGUCGCCCAACUGCAUGGGCGUCGCGCACGAUCCCGAACCGAACACUCCCUUCGGUAACGUCUUCUGGGUCUUUGACGGGCUCAACUCGACGCUAAUCAGGUACGAUUUCGAGCAGCCGCACGGUCCCGGAUCGCUGGAUCACUCGCUCGCGAACGUGAGGCGGUACCCCGAGAUCAAGCUCACGCGCGUCCCCGGGGUACCCGGUCACAUGACGGUGGACCCCGAGACUCGCGCGCUGUUCAUCGCGGACACGGGCGGCGGUAGGGUUCUCGCCGUCGACGCGGAUAGCGGCAGGUACGCCGCCGAGGCCAGGAACGAUCUCGGGGGUAAUUUCACGCUGUGGUCGUCGCCCCUUCCCUCGUUCGAGUACACGCUGUUCGGAUGCGCCUCGUUCAAGACGUUCGCGACGGGGAUAGACAAACCCUCGGGGCUCGCGCUCAGCGGCAACGUGCUGUACGUCGGCGAGCACGGCACCGGCAAGAUCAUCGCGCUGCACCGCACCACCGGGGAGAAACUCGGCGAGUACGCCACCGGCGCGAAGAAACUCUUCGGCCUCUCGGUCAAUCCAACCUCCGGCCGCCUGUGGUACGUGGACGGCGCCGUGAACGACGCCGUGUUUUACCUCGAGCCGUCCGCCGAGUGCGCGGAACCGGUUCCCAACGGCGCGGCAAUCGCGUGGCCGGCGUCGACCGUGUCCGAGUCCGGCACAAACUGGUGCGGCAUCAGCACCAGCGUCGCGACUCUCGGCCUCGCCGUCAAGCACAUACAACACGAGGACGGAUACCUGAACAUGACCCCGCUGGGCCCCGGGUACGGCGUGACCGAUGAGUGCAUGAAGUGCGGUCCGGGCUGCGACAACGACAUGCUGCUGAUGUCGGGGUUCCUAUGCCACAAGUGCAUCCCGGAUAAUUGUCGGGGCGGUAUCUACCCAACGUCCGCCGGAACGUGCGAAAACAUAAUCGGGGAAGGGUACAGGUGUAAGUGCGACGACGGCGCGUACGGCGAUCACUGCCAGUUCAGGGUCGUGAGCGGUAGUGAGCGAUGGGUGCCCAAUUUCGCGGGAGUGAUGCUCGCUUUGCUCGUCGCGAUGUUCAUUCACUAA